AUAAUCAAACGGUGUGUCGUUGAUGAGAAGUAUACGAGAAUGAUUCAACGGUCUGCCGUUGUCUAGCCGAAAGCAGAAAGGACAUUUCCCAUCCACCGUGGGUUUCUGGGGACCCUUCCCAAAGCCAAGCAAGAAGAAAAGAGAAACAAAAACAAAAACCAUAGCAGAAGAAGAAGAAGAAACGCAAAGCAGAAGCUCUUCACUGCUGAUAUCUGAGUAUCGUGGCUAAAUAGUUACCUACAGGUUUUUUCAUGUAAUGGCAAUUUUGAUCAAGUUGCCUUACUAUCAAAGAAAUGCUAUACUUCUAUCUCCAAAGCAAGCUGUAAGAUCGAGAGUUGCAUCAUGCUUUCAUCAAACUACUGCAUUGGGCCAGAAACUCCAUUCCAAGUGUAGUUACUUUCAUGUAGGCCAACCAUCUUUGGUCAAUAAUUUCAAGAGGAUGACUUGGUCUAUUAGGAGCAAUGUGGAUAGCGGCGGAUUUGAUCCUUCUUCCACAAAUAGCCCAAAUGGCAGAACCCGUUUAAUAAGGGCCAUACGAGCUAUUCAAACCAAGGUAGGUGCGAGAAUUCAGGAGAUAAGGAAAGAUCUUCCAAUGAAAUUAUUCUUUUUCUUGGUAGGGUUUUACUGUGCAACUGCCUUUGCUACUGUUAUUGGGCAAACAGGUGACUGGGACAUUCUAUCUGCUGCCUUGGCUGUGUUUGUUGUUGAGGGCAUCGGGGCUCUAAUGUAUAGAACUUCUCUUCCUUUAGUGAGCAAGAUUAGGAGCCUGAUCACCAUGUUUAACUAUUGGAAGACUGGGCUUUCACUAGGUCUCUUCUUGGAUUCAUUUAAAUAUGGGAUGGAUGACAUUUUUGGAUCAAGUGACCCCUUCACUUUUGAAAUAGAUUUGUUCCACAUAAUUUUCUAGCACACUGCCCUUCGAAUGCUGUCGACUGUUGUAUUUUCUAGCCAAGCCUGGUGAAGUGAUUGGAAAGCAUGAGUCAGGACACGACUGCACCUGUGGGAGCAUCAUCACAAGUUGAAAGCCUUACAAAGAAAAAUGAGGAUCAUAUUGCUCAUGGGUUGAGGCAGGAAGUUUAGACCUGAUGACAUUGAAUGUAACUAUAGAUAUGGCCUUGGAUAGCUGUAAUGGGGGAAUAAAGAUCAUGCAACCAAUCUGUGAUGGACUGAACAAACUUUAGUUUAUGCUAAGUCUGCUCCCUUUGCUAGCCUUUUACGUUCAGUUCUGUCGCAUUGUUUCCUGAAAGUAAGAUACUUUGCUUGGCAUCAGGGGACUUCUACCAGCUACAUGUGUCCAUCCUGCAGGGGCAUUGAGCCAAGAGAAUGAGAUGAUUCUCACAUUGCUUUGUUUAAACAUGAUUCAUCUUUCACAAGACCAUUUGAUUGGUUUCCUGGAAAAAUAGUAAGUUUCUAAAAUGGAUCGAGCUAUGCCUGCCCAGUCAACGAUGUCAAGCUCAAGAUUGACAAUAUCCGCCACGUACUGGAAGCGCCAUAGAUAGUUCGACAUGAGCUAAGUCGGCAAAUUCAGUUUUCCUGGUUUUGAUUGCAGGGUCUGGCAUUUGGUUGCUACACUUGCCCAUAGUUGGAAGGCGUUUUUGUUCAUUUCAAUCUUCAAAGAAGAGCAGAUGUUGUUUGCUAAGGUGAGCCCAGUAGAGAUUGGAGCUUUCCUUACCAUUGGUGACAUCUAAAACAUCUGAAAGUCAAGAAUCAAGGCCACCUCCCAGAAAUCUUAGAAUUGAUGUCUUUUAUAAUUCUUCCUCUUUAAAUGGUUAUUGUCCUUUUUAACAAAUAAACUUAUCAAAAGCUUGUUUUUGAUUUAGUAAUGUAAUUUAGUUGUAUUGAUUCUUGGUAUUAGGUUCCAUGACAUGGUUUGAUUGCUGAUGCUGUUAAGGACCACUUCAUUUAAACUGCAAUUUUCUCCUUGA
Alnus glutinosa is the source of this 1925-nucleotide messenger RNA. RefSeq names its product ycf20-like protein. The record is from RefSeq and is a predicted model, not a curated record. The coding region runs from base 257 to 907 and encodes 216 amino acids. The transcript is spliced from 3 exons. Lineage: Eukaryota; Viridiplantae; Streptophyta; Magnoliopsida; Fagales; Betulaceae.